Messenger RNA from Larimichthys crocea (large yellow croaker), 9000 nucleotides. RefSeq names its product Ca++-dependent secretion activator 2 (gene cadps2). The transcript is spliced from 31 exons. The record is from RefSeq and is a predicted model, not a curated record. Gene Ontology annotation, biological process: synaptic vesicle exocytosis; positive regulation of exocytosis; dense core granule exocytosis. Gene Ontology annotation, cellular component: glutamatergic synapse. Bases 486 to 4412 code for a protein of 1308 amino acids. NCBI's taxonomy places the organism in Eukaryota, Metazoa, Chordata, Actinopteri, Sciaenidae.
UAGUUCAUGUUAAUAUGGCUGCUGUGAAAAAAAAUGUAUCAUAAAGAAGACUUGCAGUGAGUUUUGCGGUUCCUGAAACCCAGACAGAGUGAGACCUCUUCGCUGUUGUUUCUCUAACAGCAGCUACAGGUUGCUCACCUGUGUGCUGGAGCUGUCGGAGGAGCGCGCGGGCUCUGUGUGCGGCAGCCAGUGACAGAGGGCGCGCGCUGCCAUUCCAACACUCAUCCCCGGUGCUACGGAACGAGGCGCACGCGGCGACAGCCUCCAAAUAUUACCCGCUAAAACUCCUCCCACCCCCUCACAAAAACGGUGUUCCUCUCAGGUUGUGCCUCACAACGCGGUCCGCAGCAGGGAAGGACCGUGGGUUGGUGAAGUGCGGCUGUUAACGCCACGUCGACUAAAACAAACAAACUAAAGCUUUAACAGUUGUUUCUCUCUUCCCUUUUCAUCUGUCGGUGUGAAGCGGAGUUUUAACGCCGUGAACCAUGCUGGACCCGUCCUCCAGCGAAGACACCGGCGGGGAGUCCGACCCAGAAGUUGUCCAGGUGGCUGCGAAGAAACCUGCUGCCUCCUCGACGGGGAAACACGGGAACAACAGCCGGGCGGGCGGCCAGCAGCGACAGUCCGCUUCACCUGGAGGUGCCCCCGGCAAAGGUGCGAAAGACAGCAGCGCUACAGGUGAAGAGGAGGAGAGGAAGGAGCGCGAGCGGAUCCAGAAGGAGGAAGAGGAGAGAAAAAUUAAACUUCAAAUUUAUGUGUUCGUCCUGAGGUGCAUAGCCUACCCGUUCAACGCCAAGCAGCCCACCGACAUGGCCCGGCGGCAGCAGAAGGUGAACAAGCAGCAGCUGCAGGCCGUGAAGGAACGUUUCCUGGCUUUUCUCAACGGGGAAACUCAGAUUGUGGCGGAUGAAGCUUUCUGCAACGCUGUGAGGAGCUACUAUGAGGGCUUCCUGAAGAGCGAGCGUGUUUCCAGGAUGGUUCAGAGCGGCGGCUGCUCUGCCAACGACUUUCGUGAGGUCUUCAAGAAGAACAUUGAGCGGCGUGUCCGAAGCCUUCCAGAGAUCGAUGGCCUGAGCAAAGAGACUGUCCUGAGCUCCUGGAUCGCAAAGUACGAUUCCAUCUACAGGGGGGAUGAGGACAUGCGGCGUCAGCCACAACGGGCGCACCUGAGCGCCGUGUCGGAGCUCAUCCUCAGUAAGGAACAACUGUACGAGAUGUUCCAGCAGAUCCUUGGCAUCCGCAAGUUUGAGCACCAGCUGCUGUACAAUGGCUGCCAGCUGGACAACGUGGACGAGCAGGCGGCCCAGAUCCGCAGAGAGCUGGAUGGAAGAUUACAGCUGGCUGAGAAGAUUUCCAGGGAGAGGAGAUACCCAAAGUUUGUCUCUGCUGACAUGGAGCCUCUUUACGUGGAGGAGCUGCGUUCGUCAGUCAACCUGCUCAUGGCGAACCUAGAGAGUCUGCCGGUGUCCAAAGGAGGUCCAGACUUCAAACAGAAGCUCAAACGCUCCUCCAUGAACAACUCCUUCCUGGACAUGGGAGAUGAAGGAGACAUCCUGUCCAAGUCUGACGUUGUGCUGUCUUUUACUCUGGAGAUUGUGAUCGUGGAGGUCCAAGGUCUAAAGUCUGUGGCUCCAAACCGGAUCGUUUACUGCACCAUGGAGGUGGAUGGAGGAGAGAAGCUGCAGACAGACCAAGCUGAAGCCUCCAGACCACAGUGGGGGACUCAGGGGGACUUCACCACGACUCACCCUCUGCCCUCGGUCAAAGUGAAGCUGUUCACAGAGAGCACAGGGGUCCUGGCUCUGGAGGACAAGGAGCUAGGCCGGGUGGUCCUGAAUCCGACCACCAACGGGCCGAAGCAAGCCGAGUUUCACCGGAUGGUCGUCCCCAAGAACAGCCAGGACACAGAGCUGAAGAUCAAACUGGCUGUCCGCAUGGACAAACCCCCCAACAUGAAACACAGCGGGCACCUGUACGCUCUUGGACAGAGAGUCUGGAAACGCUGGAAAAGAAGAUACUUUGUUCUCGUUCAGGUGAGUCAGUACACGUUCGCCAUGUGCAGCUACAGAGAGAAGAAGGCCGAGCCUCAGGAGCUGAUGCAGCUGGAGGGCUACACAGUGGACUACUGCGACCCUCAGCCAGGUCUGCAGGGCGGCCGGGUGUUUUUUAAUGCUGUGAAGGAAGGCGACCUGGUGAUGUUUGCCUGUGAUGAUGAGCAGGACCGAACGCUGUGGGUCCAGGCCAUGUACCGAGCCACUGGACAGUCCUACAAACCGGUCCCACCGCCACAGAACAAAACCAUGAACUACAGAGGAGGGACCCAGAAACCAGCAUCCCCCAUCAGUCUGGGGCCAUCUCAGCGUCAGGGGGUUGAGGAACUGAUCUCUGCAGCUCCGUGUCGCUUUGAUCACGCUGCCCUGUUCACCAUUUUACAGAAAAACACUCUGCAGCACCGCAUGAAUGACUCCUUCUCCUGCCUGGGUUGGUUCAGCCCCGGUCAGGUGUUCGUCCUGGACGAGUACUGCGCUCGAUACGGCGUUCGAGGCUGCCACCGUCACCUGAGCUACCUGAAGGAUCUGAUGGAAUAUUCAGAGAACAACGCCCUGGUCGACCCCACACUGCUGCACUACAGCUAUGCCUUCUGCGCAUCCCACGUCCACGGAAACAGGCCUGAUGGGAUGGGGACGGUGGCCGUGGAGGAAAAGGAACAGUUCGAGGCCAUCAGGAGUCGCCUCAUGGCCCUGCUGGAGAACCAGAUCACACAUUUUAGGUACUGCUUUCCCUUUGGACGACCAGAUGGGGCCCUGAAGGCAACGCUUUCCCUGCAGGAACGGGUUUUGAUGAAGGACAUUACCACGCCUGUUCCUCCAGAGGAGACGAAGAAACGGGUGCAGAAGUGUCUGGAAAAAGCAGCUCAAAUCAACUACAGUCAACUGAUCGAAUACGCUCAAAUCAAAGUGGACGCUCAGGCAGCUCCAGAGAAAAGGCUGGAGGACAUGAUGCGACUGGGAGAGCUCUGCAUCGAGGUCCUGCAGCAGAACGACGAACAUCACUCAGAGGGAGUAGAGGCUUUCUCGUGGUGGCCAGAGCUGAUGGCUGAACACGCUGAGACAUUUUUGUCUCUGUACAGAGCUCACAUGGACGCCGCCCUGCAGGUUCAGCCUGUUGACUCCUGGGACAGCUUCCCAAUAUUCCAGCUCCUCAACAACUUCCUGCGAACCGAUCCUCACCUUUGCAAUGGUGCGUUCCACAAACACCUGCAGGACCUGUUUGUCCCACUGGUAGUGCGUUACAUCGACCUGAUGGAGUCGUCCAUUGCUCAGUCCAUCCACCGCGGCUUCGAGCAGGAGACCUGGCAGUCUGUCAAGUCGUUAACUAACAAUCUAGCAAGCGUUCCUCUUCCCAAAGUCCCCAGCCUCCCUCUCACACUGCCACAGAUGCCCAGCUUCUCAGCACCCGCAUGGAUGGGACCACUGUGUGACAACACCUUGCAGGGAAUAAACCUACCUGACAUCUUUAAUGGCUCGGCCACCUCUGAGGAUUUGUUCUGGAAGCUGGAUGCUCUGCAGAUGUUCGUGCUGGACCUCCACUGGCCGGAACCUGAGUUUGCCAAACAUCUGGAGCAGAGACUCAAACUGAUGGCCAGCGACAUGAUGGAGGCCUGCGUCAAGAGAACAAAAUCUGCAUUCGAUGCCAAAAUGCAGAAAGCAAGUAAGUCUACGGACUUCCGGGUGCCGCUGUCAGUUUGCACCAUGUUCAAUGUGCUGAUGGACGCCAAGAAGCAGUGCUCCAAACUCUGCGUGCUGGACACCGGUCAGGAGAUUGACAAACAAUGGCAACAGUACCACUCCAAAAUAGAUGUUCUGAUUGACGAUGCAUUCAAAGACAUGAUUUCCUCCCUCGUCUCAAAGUUUGCCGCUGUUUUAGACGGCGUCCUCUCCAAGCUCUCGAGAUACGAUGAAGGGACAUUCUUCUCUUCAAUCCUCUCUUUCACAGUGAAAGCAGCUGCCAAAUAUGUGGAAGUCCCUAAACCAGGGAUGGAUCUGGCCGACACCUACAUCACAUUCGUACGACAGAACCAAGACAUCCUCCGAGACCGUGUCAACGAUGAGCUGUACAUCGAGAAGGUGUUUGAUCAAUGGUACACCGGCUCAACAAAGGCAGUGUGUGUUUGGCUAACAGACAGACUGGACCUACAGCUCCAUAUGUACCAGCUGAAAACACUCAUCAAGAUUGUGAAGAAGACCUACCGUGACUUCAGGCUGCAGGGCGUCCUGGAUGGCACGCUGAACAACAAGAGCUACGAGACCAUCUACAACCGGCUGACAGUGGAGGAAGCCACAGUGGCUGUCAAGGCGGGGGAUGGCCUGCAGGGUAUCAGCAUGAGAGACAGUGAUGAGGAGGAUGAUUGAACACACACACAUCAUACCUUCACACACCCUGUUACUACUUGAUUAUCAUCCUCUUGAAUAGAUCAGGACCCUUCACAGCAAUUAAUGAUAUGUGUCCUCUAAAGCUGAAACAUCAUUUUAUAAUAAGAUCGCUAAAAAUUAAAGGAAAUGGGGGGAAAUUAUGUUUUCAUCAACAGGACAAGUUGUCAUGUUAUUGAUGCAUGUUCUCCACUGAACUCCACUCAGUGUAAGUUAAUAAAAACUAAAAGUGAAAUGGAAAAUAAGAUUGUAGAGAAUGAACAGAAAUAUUACUUGGGUACUCUUGGGCAUGCUGUAUUACUAACAGAACGAGCAAGUAAUGCAAUUGUUAAGUAGCAAGCCAACAGCUUUUAGCUCACUCAUAUGCAGGCAAAGUAUCCAUGCUGUUACCAACAGGGCAAGUUAUGCUAAGAUUAGCAAGCAAGCCAUUUCAUAUAACAGCACUCGAUAAAUACAAAUAUUGAUAUUGGAUUAGAAAUUAUAUAAGAAAUAGUAGGCUGGUUGUCAGGCAAAAGCCAUGCUGUUCUCAACAGCAAGGUAGUUAUGUAGGUAUUGUGAAAUAUACUGGAUCAUCUGCUGUGAAUUUCACAUUACGUAAGAUUGCUAAUAUUAGCUAACAAUAAUAUAUUCAUUUAGAAAGAAGUGAGGUGAUGAUAGACAAAUGUGUGAUGAGAUAUUUUGUCUGGUCUAGUCAUUUAUUACAGUUACAGUAAUAGUAGAAACAACAUAUAAUAUAGUCAGUAGCUACAUAACUUGUCAAACAUGAACAUUUAUUUAAAACCAAAAUAAUCAUUGGAAAGGAAACAACAUUUAUCCAAAUUGUUCAACAAGAUAAUCUUCACAAAUUAAAGGAUAUGGCUGGCAUUGUUCUAUAGUUAUUACUCUCAACAAAUCUCAUCAAAAGACCAAAACCAACAAUGUGUUAGUCUAUUUCUCAAUACCUUUUAGCUUCCCUUUCCUGUGUGAUUUAUGCUGAUUUAAAGGUGAAUCCUUAUCGAUUUUUAGAGGCACAGACCUUAUUUUCUUCAGAAACAGGAAACUGGAGUGCAGUGGCACAUGUGCAGUAGAGGUAACAUAUCAUUCAUCGUAACUGAAGGUCCUGAACGCCCCCUUUUACCCAACGUGUCACAUUGCCUGGACACUGCUGUACAUACGUGUUGAAACGUACACACACGAGUGAGAAUGUACGACAAACAGGAAGCCAAGGUGAGGCGAGGCAUCUGUAGGACAUGGUGCUGAGACAAACCUUGUCCUCCCUGUCUCACCUGCAGGACAGGAAGCCCCGCCCUCCUCAGCAGCCAUACUCCGAUUGAUGUCACUUUGUACAGUAGAGCUCAGCGAUCGCUGUCAGUGCAGCUUCUUCCUGUUUUGUUUUUAUCCAGUUGUAGCUUCUUGUUCAAAACACUAAAGGCCCCGGCAGCUCUGAAAGCCCACCAUCCGAUCACCCUCGCAUCAUUGUACUGACAGCAAGAGCAGCAAAGUCAACUCAAAUAUUUUUAUUUGACAGGAAGCUUGGAAUUGUAAGGUUCUAAUUGUAACUGACUGUUUUUAUCAAAGUUAUCCACUGUCAUAUCUUUAUUACUUUAUGCUACUAUGGUUUUAGUCUUUGAAUAACCAAACUACGUUGUUGAAUGUUGUAAAAAUCAAGACCUGCUGGCAUCUUCUAGAUCAGUGGUACUCAAUAGGCGGCCCCCGGCAGGCAUCCGGCCCGCCGGCAACCUAUUUGUGGCCCCUGAACUGUUAUUUCCUCACUAUGGGUUUUGGUUGGGUCAGCACAUGUAUAUCAGGAGAUGUCUCCAUGCCAACGAUAUACAGACAGCCUGUUUUUUAACCUUCACUUUGGUUUUUGGAGCGGUUCGCAUAUUGACACUUUUGCCGGCUGUAGGAGCCUAGAUUGCACAAGAAAAAAAGAUUGCACGAAAAUGGCGUGUUCCAAGUUCUCUGCUAAAAGAAAGGUGGGCAGUGAAAAUCGGCAGUUCACCCAUGUGCUUAAUAUGCCAAGAGACUAUAGCUGUGAUGAAGAUUUCCAAUUUGAAAAAGAAACAGCAUUAUGAAACAAAGCAUAGGAAUGAAUGCACUGAAAUUCGAGCUGUCAAGCUGCAAGCAGGAUUCUUGUCACGUCUAUGAUACAACAACAAAAAGCAACAGAGUGCUCACUUAGAGUGGCAUGGAUUUUGGAUAAACAGAAGAAGCCAUUCUCAGAUGCAGAAAUAAUAAGAAUGCAUGACUGAAGUGAUGACACAAUGUUUGAAGGCAAACAAAAAGAGAAAAUUAAAGCUAAAAUUAAGCAAAUCCCCCUUGCAGAUUCCACAAAUUAUAUUUUAUUUAAGUUAAUAUUUUUGUUGUUUUGAAUAAAAAGGACAUUUUCUUUUGAAUAUUACAGUAUAUCGCAUGUGGCCUGACCAACCUCAAUAAAUGGACCUUUGAGUCAUUGAAAAAAAUCUUGGUGGCCCAUUUGUAUUUGAGUACCCUUGUUCUAGAUGCUGAAAUAUUCCUUAUAACACAAUAACUGUAUGGUUUGUUCAACAAAGCAUCUGACUAUGACACAGGAGAACGCUGUUCACGGACUGUUCAGAACAAACAUUGACUCACAAUCCAAUGUUGGUUCCUUUUAACCACAACCACAAUCUUUCUCUAACUUUAAUCAAGUAGCUUUAGUUGCCUAAAUUUGAUCUAACUUUUACCAUAGAACUGACUUUAGAAAACAUUCAUAUGGGUUGUUUAAGACAAUCUUUUGUUAUUAAGUCUGAGGAGUUUUUGACCCACGAUAUGAACAACAUAUUUAGCUACAUUAGCUAUUCUUUAUUCCAGGAAAUUUCAUAUUGAUAUAUCUUGUGUAAAUGGAAAAGCAGGAACGCUGACCUUCUAAUGGUAUUGAUAAUGGUAAUGGUGGUAUAUAGGUGAAAAUCAGCCUAACCAUCAUCACUAUUCUUUGGUCCAUUCAUGGUUGACAAUUUCCAUACAAUGCAGAGUUUCUGCGCCUUUUAUAUAGCGAGGCAGAAAGUUAAGCAGGUGUAGUAAUUUGAUAUGUAGUUCAUCUGUUAUGCCGGAAACAAAUUUGUAUUCAAUCAGACUAAACUAUUAAUGUUAGCUUUUGUUAACCAUUGCUGCGAUCUUUCCCAAACCUUAAAGGAUAAAUUCUGGUUUAUUACCGUUUGGUAGUUUUGUCCAUCAUUUUCUCAUUACAUUAACAAUGUACUCACCAAGUGUACUCACCACAACAUCUGAGAUCUGGGACCACGGUGACAUCUCUAAAAAAAAAAGUCAAAUGCGUCAACGGAACAUAAUCAGUCAGGCUGAAAAUAAACCAACGAAUUGUCUAGGUUAUCUAAACUUUAACUUUAUAUUAUUUUUCACGUCUGUUUUCCUCUGUUGUUUCUGUUUACCUGGUGGUUUGUGACCUGCUUGAUUGGCUGUCCAUGUUUCUUAGACUAUUGAACUUCAAAAAACUUUGACUGGUAUCAUAAAUCGAUGGUCGAUGGACCCAAGUCUUAAUAAACCAAAGGGUAUCCUUUAACUUGACUUUAACUCUUUCUGUACUAUAGUUGCCAUGCACAGAUGUAGUAUUCACAUUGAAGGAUCUUGAAACUUUGUCGCAGCAUUUGAUCGGGGGAUUUCGCAGAAUCAAGUCAUGGUUUUGUCUGGCAAUAGUGUUGAGCUUUCAGAACAAAAACAGAAAGUUGUAAUCGCUUAAUGUUUGAUGUUCAUUGUCUCUAGAAUUCUUACAACUCCAAGCUGAUUAAAGGUUGCUGCGCUGCUGUAGUUUCUGAAUCUGAACCUUCUGUAACUCAAAAUGCCCCCACAGCUAAGCAACGACUGGUGGCCUCAGGUGGUUAGAGAUGCAAAAAAUGAAAUAUUCUUGUUGUUAAACGAGGGUAUCACUGAAACAGGUUUGUAGGUUCAGUGAAACAAGGAACAAAUCUAGACAUGAAGUCAGUUUCACCAUGUGAAGUUCAAAAGGUGUUGAAGCUGCGUCAAAGCUCUGAUUUGGGGGAAUAAUUGUUCAGAAUCAUGACUACAUGUUGGUAUAGAUCUACUAUCAUCUUCUCAUUGUGAUAUUUACUGUUGUGAAGAAUAAUAUUGAGCUGUAGAGUGAUAUGGUCGUACUGCCUGAUGUGCAUCAUAUCCAACAUUGAUCAAAGUCUUAGAAAUGUGCCAAUGAACUGGAAACGUGUGGAGUUUUUUUUUUUUUUUUUAAGUGAGAACAUCCCAGGAGAACGUGGAUCUGUUUUUAAUCUGAUUGAUGUGUUUAAUCUGAUCAUCUGUGAGUGGACGAAACUGCUCAUUCAUUCACUACAGUCUGUUUGUGUGUCGUCGUUGAGAAAAUAAAGAGUUUUACCUGUAAAUUCAGUGUAGGGCUCCGAUCAACUGUGUGCAACAACCUGCUGUUUGUUUUAACUGUCCGAGCCAGUUUGUGUCAGUGCAGUUCAAAGGACAAAAACUAAAGGACAAAAAUCUAUACAAAGUAUAUUUAUAUUGUCUCAUUGUGCACCUGUUUUGUUCAGGUGUCUUAUCUAAGUGUCACAAUUAAAAGUGUUUUUAAAGCACCUGUGUUGUCGUCAUAUGUUUU